AUUUUGGAAUGCAAAAGUUUUCUUUGGCUGAUGUCACUACUCCGUUUUCGUUAAAUUAUUUGAUUGCAAAAACCGCUUUUCGUCGUUAAUUUGGGUGAAACCAACAAUUAAAAACAAUCAUUGUUACAAUAAGCGUGAUGGCCGAUCCGAAAUUUCAAUUUCUGCCGUAUAUUGCUCACGAUCAACCCGAUGUCUACGAGACUCCGGAUGUCGCGGAAUCAGAGACAUCCGAUUUUUACGAAGAAGAACCAUCGAAUGAAAGUAUCGAACGUUUACAUAUUUCCACCAAGGAUUCGUACAACAAAUUCAAGGGAAAAUACCUUACUGGAGAUGUUGACUUCAGCGAUAGAAUUGGAAAAAGAUUUCGCAUCGGGUAUGACGCUCAUAGUGGAGAGUGGGAUCUGGCUGGUGAAGGCGAAAAAGAAACUCCGAUACAAAAAUGUCUACGACUCCAAUGCGAGAUGAAUGAACUAAUGGACGAGAUUGCUACAUCCCAAGCGGAUGCCAGCAAAAGCAAGGAAGAGAAAGCCUCUUAUGAGGUGGUGUUUGAAGUAGUUGGUACAGCCAAGAAAGUCCUUGAAAGUUUAAAGCUGGAACAGGCGAUUGGAAGCGAAUCUGUUAAUACAGGAGCGGACAGUGAGGCGAAGACUCUACUGAAGAAGAUCGAAGAUUAUAAAAAGUCUGGCGGUGGAGAUCCUGGUAAGACAGUAACCGAACUUGUUCAUAGUUCAAGAAUCGCCGAACUAGAACUUCGUUUGCACAAGCUUGAAGUAGCUGUAGGAGCGAAGCCCGAAAAAAUAAGUCGUCUAGCUGGAUCGACAGGAGCGGGCAACUUGAUAGAAGCAGUACAGUCUAUUUCAGCAAAGGCUGCAUUGUUGCAACCCCAGCAGCUGGAUUUAAUCGAGGCUCGGUUGGGUAAUUUGGUUCAAAAAAUAGAACAGAUACAGGAGAAAUCUUCUGCGACUGGACAAGAUGCUAACAGGGAACAAAAAAUUUUGGAGCUACAUGAAAUCGCGAAGACAACGGAACCGAUUGUGCAAAUUCUUCCCGAUAUGUUAAACCGUAUGCAAACGCUGGAGUCACUACAUAAAUAUGCAACAAACUUCAGUAAGCUGUUUGCCGAGUUGGAAACAACACAGUCCAGUAUUCUGAACGGAAUUGCUGGCAAUAAAUCGUUACUCACUGGGGUUCAGGAAGCCUUUGCCCAAAAUCUCGAAAAUGUUAACAGUGAGGUGAAGAAGUUGGAAGAGCGAAUGAAAACACUUCAAGAGAAGGUGAAGUGAGGGGCGUUAAAAGAGCAAAUCAUUCCCGCGUGUAACCCAACAAGUAGAGGUAAUCGCAGUCUUAACAUGAUGUAGUCUUAAAAACCUCCGUAUGUUUCUAGAAAUUAUCUAAGACGAGACUCGCGGAUGCGAAAAAACUACGACAAAUGCAGACAGAAUGACAGACUGCGAGAGGAAAACUAAAAUGAACAGAAGAAAAGAAAACAUCUAUCCGCGAGCAGAGAUGCCAGGUAUCUUUUUCAAAUGUCUGCAAUAAUAAUUUUAAAAGUCUGGGAAGAACAAAAAAUGUCAGGAAAGCUAGUGUAACUAAAAGCCUUUAUAUUCAAAAAUCUGUAUCUUAAAAGUCUGCGAAUUUGCAGACUUGUCUGCAAAUCUGGCAUCUCUGUCCGCGAGUCUCGUCACAAAAAAUAUCUAUUAUAUUCAGCAUAAUGCAUAUUUAUUACCAACGAUAUUCACGAAACGUGUUAGUUCUUUCAAAUUAGUUCGAUGACACUCCUUUUCGCACUUUUAGCAUAUGUGCAGGAGUCCUUUUUUUUGCUUCGCGUUUUUAAGGCUAACUAACCCACUGUUAAAAUACAUGAGGGGAAGCAGGUGUGAAGUUUGCACAAAUAAGAAUAAAUUGCACAUCAACUAGAAUAUUUAAAUUAAAUGCAACAGUAUGAUACAA
Molecule: messenger RNA, 1950 nt
Organism: Topomyia yanbarensis
Lineage: Eukaryota; Metazoa; Arthropoda; Insecta; Diptera; Culicidae
Product: dynactin subunit 2
Exons: 3
Coding region: 138-1283 (381 amino acids)
Biological process (GO): mitotic spindle organization
Cellular component (GO): cytoplasm; dynactin complex; centrosome
Source: RefSeq, a predicted model, not a curated record